AUGCCCCUCCCCAUCAAGGAGACGGUAACCCGUCUCGCAGCCAUUUCCAAGCUCCUAGUACUAUCCUACAUAAUUGACUGGAUAUUUAUCAUCGGCAUCGCCCUAAUUGGCUACGGAUUCUACAAACAACCCCCAAACCACCACCCCUUCAGUCUAACCGACCCAACAAUCAGUUACCCCCUCACCAAGGAAACAGUAACAACGACAACCCUCAUCCUAGUCUGUCUCUUCGCACCAGCUGUUAUAAUAUUCCUACUCUCAUGGCUCCUCGUCCCAGCAAAAGCCACCGUCUCCACCACCACUAACUCCGGCUCCCCCAAACCCCCCGCAGCGCAAUACAUCCGUCGCAAAUUCUGGGAAUGGAACGUCGGCUGGAUGGGCCUCGCGCUGGCUAUCGCAAGCGCCUGGUCCGCUACACAGGGCCUAAAAGCCCUAAUCGGUAAACCGCGACCUGACCUCCUCGCGCGCUGCAAUCCAGAUGUAGCGCGCAUUGCGGAGUUCACGGUUGGUGGACUCGGGGAGUCGGUGCGCGGUGCCGCGACACUUGUCUCCUGGGAGAUUUGUCGGGAUAAGAGUGAUUCGUUGCGUAUUGAUGGGUUUUCGAGUUUUCCGAGUGGGCAUUCUUCUUUCUCCUUCGCCGGCCUAAUCUACCUAACCCUAUGGCUUUGCUCCAAAUUCUCUGUCGGAUUCCCCUAUCUCCCACGCUACCCAAUUGAAGACCAGAGUCACACGGACGACAGUUCAUCCGUGCGAAAACGUGGCGCUGCGCCACCCGUCUACUUAAUGCUAAUUGCGUUCGUGCCGACUGCAACAGCGUGUUUUAUUGCUGCGUCCCGCUGGUUCAAUUACAGACACCAUGGCUUUGAUAUUCUCUUCGGCGCGGCGCUUGGUCUUUUCUUCGCUUAUAUCGCGUUCAACAUGUACCAUCUCCCGAUUCGGCGUGGUGCCGGCUGGGCUUGGGGUGCGCGUAGUCGGGGACGCGCUUUCUUGCGGGGUGUUGGGGUUCCUAGUUCGCUGGGGACAGAUGGGUGGGCGGGUGAGAGGGGAGUGGAUGGUGAUGUUGAGGGUGCGGCUGCGGCGAGGGAGAUGUCAUUUAGGGGACAGGGACAGGGACAGGGGCGUGUUAAGCCGGAGAGUAGUCAGGGUGAGGCUGUUAGGCUUGAGGCUUGA
This is a messenger RNA of Penicillium expansum, 1170 nucleotides long. Its product is annotated as phosphatase PAP2 family protein. Gene Ontology annotation, molecular function: phosphatidate phosphatase activity. The record is from RefSeq and is a predicted model, not a curated record. NCBI's taxonomy places the organism in Eukaryota, Fungi, Ascomycota, Eurotiomycetes, Eurotiales, Aspergillaceae. Gene Ontology annotation, biological process: phospholipid metabolic process. The coding region runs from base 1 to 1170 and encodes 389 amino acids. The transcript is spliced from 3 exons.